Pomacea canaliculata is the source of this 1465-nucleotide messenger RNA. RefSeq lists its product as uncharacterized. NCBI's taxonomy places the organism in Eukaryota, Metazoa, Mollusca, Gastropoda, Architaenioglossa, Ampullariidae. The record is from RefSeq and is a predicted model, not a curated record. The coding region runs from base 334 to 1449 and encodes 371 amino acids. The transcript is spliced from 4 exons.
AUCAGCAUAUGUUGUUUAAUGUGUUGUCAUUCACUGCAUGAUUAUGUCACAUGAGUCCCUAGCAUUAUUUAUUCUGAGAUAAUACCUCUAAUUUUGCUUACAAAAUAAAUAAAGGCGCUCUUCUGCAGACAAGAAAGUAGAUAACAUCGUAAACUUGAAAGCACGGCUGUGCACUAGAUUUCAACAAAGGUGACAUUGUUAAUACAGAUCAAUUACAGUAAUACCUACAAGGAAAUUUAAACUUUAGUUGCCUCGGAACAGACAAGUCCACAUUUCUAUAUAAGGUCAUCCUGUUAAUACCACUCACAGAAGUUAAAGCAGCUACACCUGAACAUGAACAUCUUACUCAAAAUUCGCUGUGUCCUAUUGAUACUUCUUACACGGACAACAAGGGUUCUUCUUUUGACAUGUGGAGAGUCUAAUUUUAGUGAAACUCUGCAUCAGAAAGAACAUGGAUUUAUAAAUAUCAGUUAUACCAUCGAGCUGACGGCAAGCUUGGUGUCGUCAGACUCAUAUACUUACAUCUACGAGACUUGUGAUGAUAAUAGGAAAGGACUCAGCUGCACCUUUGAAUGGAGAAAGAACAACAGCAGCAGAUUUGGGAAGGUGUUUGGUAAAAAGACAGGUGUGAUUUGUUUCGGGGAACAACGGAACCUGAGCAGCUCUGUAGUGGCUUUAGAUAUUCAUAUUUCUCAAAUGGCCACGAGGUCACUGAGGGUCAUGAAUCUUUCCCCCCUGGGAGUGAAGAUACCCAAACUAACACGGAUAAUACGUGUUGAGGUGCUGUAUCCACCCAACAUCACCAGUCUCACUGUGGAAGGACAAGAGGCUAAUAACGAUUAUGUCGUCGACAAAGGUAAGGAGGUGAAUGUUUCCUGCUUUUUCAAGCAAGGCAAUCCCCCAGCCAUCUUCCGCCUAUUCACUCUAUUGGAUAAAAAUAAAACUGAACUGAAAUCUUCACACGAAGGAAGCUUGAGCUACUCUCUCACUGCCCAGUGUGAAGAUGACUGGCCGGUAGUCAGAUGUGAAGGAAACGGGACCCUGCAAAAUAAAUCUGUGACAUUCCUCGUCAGGUGCGCUCCACAGUUUGCAGAAAAAUCUACAAAAAUCAUCAAUCCUGCUUUAGGUAUGGCGACAUUUCGGGUCAAGGCUUACAAGACAGCAAUCCUGAGAUGUUUUUUGACACCAAUGUAUUUAAAGGAUAAUAAAACAACGGAGGUGAACUGUGUGCUCAAUGGCCAACCACCUGACCUCAUCCUAUGGGUUAGCCUCGAGAAGGAAAUCAGCAUCUUCCAUGGAAACUGGACGUUGACUCUUCGCAAUGAAGAUGGUUCUUCCAGCACAACAUUUAGUGUCAUGGACAGUCCAAGUAAGCACACAAUAUUUUUUUUAAAGAAAAAUAGUAAAAAAGAUAAUAUGACUGUAGACCAAGUGUACAAAUGCAAAUAAUUUAUAGAAAUUGAUC